This is a messenger RNA of Labeo rohita (rohu), 1965 nucleotides long. Its product is annotated as protein NLRC3-like. Bases 79 to 1944 code for a protein of 621 amino acids. The transcript has 2 exons. The record is from RefSeq and is a predicted model, not a curated record. Lineage: Eukaryota; Metazoa; Chordata; Actinopteri; Cypriniformes; Cyprinidae.
UUUGUAAAGGAUUUUAAUGAGAACAGAUGCAGUAUCAAAGAAGCAGCUCUUGAUCUCACACUCUACUUCCUGAGAGAGAUGAAGCAAGAUGAAGCUGCUGAUACUUUAGAAGAUGAGCUGUUUUUCAUUCAUAAGCUAAAAUGUAGCUUAAAGGAAAAAUAUCAAUGUGUGUUUGAAGGAAUUGCAAAGCAAGGUGACUCUACACUUCUGAAAAACAUCUACACAGAUCUCUAUAUCACUCAGGGUUGUAGUGAACAGGUCAAUACUGAACAUGAGGUAAGACAGAUUGAAAUUGCUUCGAGGCGUCAUGAAUCAGAAGAAAUACAGGUUGAAUGCACAAAUUUGUUUAAAACACCUGAACAAGACAAGCAGAUCAGAACUGUACUUACAAAAGGAGUUGCUGGCAUCGGAAAAUCAGUCUCUGUACAGAAUUUUGUUCUGGAUUGGGCUGAAGGAAAAGAAAAUCAAGAUAUCAGCUUCAUAUUUCCUCUUCCAUUUAGAGAGAUGAACUUAAAGGAGAAAGAAAAACUAAGUUUGAUGGACCUUAUAACUCAGUUUUUCCCUGAGACUAAAGGACUGAACCUUACAAGAAGGAACCAAAAAGUUCUGUUCAUUCUUGAUGGUUUGGAUGAAUUUCGUCUUCCUUUAAACUUUAAGGAAAAUGAGACAUUGCAUGAUGUGUCUUCACCAUCAUCUCUGGAUGUUCUCCUAACAAACCUCAUCAAGGGAAAUCUGCUUCCUUCUGCUCUCAUCUGGAUCACCACCAGACCAGCAGCUGCCAGUAAGAUUCCUCCUGACUGUAUCGACCGGCUGACAGAGAUACGAGGAUUCAAUGAUGCACAAAAGGAGGAGUACUUCAGAAAAAGAUUUACAGAUGAGGAUCUGGCCAAAGAAAUCACUGAUCAUGUUAAACAAUCAAAGAGUCUCUUUAUCAUGUGCCACAUCCCAGUCUUCUGCUGGAUUUCAGCCACUGUUCUCCAGAUCAUUUUAGAGGUGAAAAGAAAUAAGGUUGUGAAAAAUAAUCAGGCUGAUGACGCCUCCAAAAAACUGCAGGAAUCAAAUAUUGAAGACACUCCUAAGACUCUGACACAAAUGUAUGUGCACUUUCUCCGAUUUCAGAUCCUGCAGAGCAGACGAAAGUAUGAUGGAGAAUAUACACCAGAUGUUUCCUGGGAUAAAGAUGCCAUCCUUUCACUUGGGAAACUGGCAUUUCAUCAGCUGGAAAGAAACAAUGUGAUCUUCUAUGGCACAGACCUGGAAGCCUGUGGUAUUGAUGUUUAUAAGGCAUCAGUGUAUUCAGGCAUGUGUACCGAGAUCUUUAAGGAGGAAACCGGGAUCGUUCUUGGUACCAUGUACUGCUUCGUUCACUUGAGCAUUCAAGAGUUUAUUGCAGCCCUUUAUGCUCAUCUGUUUCUAGACAUAAAGAAGAGAAGUAUAUUUGUUCAUGAGUCUACAGAACAGGAAAACAAAAGUGAAACCAUGAUUGAUUUGCUCAAGACUGCAGUGGACAAGGCACUAGAGAGUGAUAAUGGACACCUGGAUCUUUUUCUUCGAUUCCUCCUUGGUUUGUCACUCCAGUCCAAUCAGCGACUCUUACAGGGUCUGUUGACACAGCAGGUUGGAAAUGACCAAAUCAAAAAGGAAAUAGUCCAGUACAUCAAGCAGAAAUUUGAAGCUAAUCUGUCUCCAGAGAGAUCCAUCAAUCUGUUCUACUGUCUGAAUGAACUGAACGACCAAACUCUGGUGAAAGACAUUCAGACCCACCUUAGCAAAGGAAGUCUCUCAUCUGCUGAUCUUUCACCUGCCCAGUGGUCUGCUUUGGCCUUUGUGUUGUUGACAUCAGAGGAGGAGCUGGAGGAGUUUGAGCUUCAGAAAUUCAAGAAAUCAGAUGAGUGUCUCAUUAGAUUAUUGGCAGUCAUCAAAACCUCCAAAAGAGCUCUGUAAGUUGAUCAUUUUUUGCUUUAA